GCCCCACCGGCGCGCGGCGCUGACAUGUGGUGAAGUUGAGCGCUUGCAAGGAACCAAACAAGUAACACACAAGGGACCACUCUCCAACAAGCCCAACGCAUCACCUCCUUACUACGCGAGGCUUCUCCUCCCGAACAGCCCGGGGAACAGCAACGCACUGAAGCAUGGCUGCUCUUUCAGCCUGGUUUUGGAACGAGAGGUUCUGGCUGCCACACAACGUAACCUGGGCGGAUCUGGCGGAUCCCGCUCCCGGGGUGGAGUAUCCCAAAGCCGGACACUUGUUGGCUGCUUUGCCGCUCGCUUUGGGCAUAUUUGCCGUCAGGAUAGUCUUCGAAAGAUUUAUCGCCACUGCCUGUGCCCGAAGCCUCCGCAUCCAUCCGGGCGUUGGCCGACGGGCUCAGCCCAACGCCGUGCUGGAGAAAGUGUUUACAUCCAUUACAAAGAGCCCUGACUCGCGCCAUCUGGAUGGCCUCUCGAAGCAGCUGGACUGGGAGGUGCGGAAGGUCCAGCGCUGGUUCAGACACCGCAGGAAUCAAGAUAAACCCAGCACGCACACAAAGUUCUGCGAGAGCAUGUGGAGAUUUACAUUUUAUUUGGGUAUAUUUACUUAUGGGUUCCAGUUUCUGUGGCAGUCUCCUUGGAUGUGGGACACAAGGCAUUGUUGGUACGGUUACCCUUAUCAGAUCAUGACUCGGGGUCUUUAUCACUACUAUGUGACAGAACUGGCCUUCUACUGGUCGCUCAUGUUCUCCCAGUUCACCGAUAUAAAGAGGAAGGACUUCCUGAUCAUGUUCAUUCAUCACUUGGCAACAGUGGGCCUGAUCAGCUUCUCUUACGUCAACAACAUGGCGCGAGUGGGGAGCCUCGUGCUGUGCGUCCACGAUGCCUCUGAUUUCCUGCUAGAGGCUGCCAAGCUGGCCAACUAUGCCAAGUCCCAGCGCCUGUGUGACUUCCUUUUCAUUUCGUUUAGUGUGGUUUUCUUCAUCACAAGACUCGUUAUAUUUCCAAUCUGGGUGCUGAACUCCACCAUGUUUGAAAGCUGGGCCAUAGUGGGGCCGUUUCCGUCCUGGUGGCUUUUCAACGUCUUGCUGCUGGUCCUUCAAGUGCUGCACAUCUUCUGGUCGUACCUCAUAGCCCGUAUAGCCCUUAAAGCCGUGCUGCGAGGCAAGGUGUGCAACGAUGUACGCAGCGACAUCGAGAGCAGCUCGGAGGAAGAGCCCGACUCGGCCAGAGACGGCCUGCGGACCUGCCCUCACACCCCCAAAGGAGAAAACGGCGUGAACGGUCACGCCACGGUCAGGGCCCGGACGCAGAACCACAGCGGCUGGUGACGCCCGGCCCCAGCCGAGCACACGCACACAUCACGCCGACAGCUGCCGCGCACACUGUCCUGUUUCUGAACUGACCAAGGACGCGCGGAACUCCAGAGGCGACUCGGACCAGCCGAAGCAACGGGAAUCUAUUCGAAAUGUGAUUUUUAAAAAGCCUCAUUUUACAAAAUGUUGGGAUUUAUCUCAUGCAGAGUACCAGUUUCAAUGUUCUCUCCCAGUUUUAUUGGUCAGUUGAACUUGGAUCGUUAUUUUGUCGAUGGGCUCGUUGACUCUGGACGGCACAAAGCUGACGUUCCACAGCAGACUUCACGCAAAACAGGAAAAAUAAUGAAGUGUGGUUUCAGCCGUGGUUUGACCAGUUCCUUUGAGUAGAAAGAGGUUUGGAGCCCAUUGUAGUUUUAUUGUGGAUAUUCCCUUCACUACUUUUAUUAUGGCUACUUUGUCACUUGUUUUACUGUUUUUACUUCUGAAACCAAUUGUUUGUCACUGCCUGUACAGGAAUCCCAGUAUGAGGACCCUGACAAAAGUCUGUCAUGUUCUCACGUGAGUGCCUUGUACAAAUGUAAUUUCAAAUAUAUUCUGUUGUUGAAGGUUGCCUCUCUUUUAACAAAAGAAAUCCUGUUAAGAAAUACGAUCAAACUAAUGUGGUUGAAG
Menidia menidia (Atlantic silverside) is the source of this 1985-nucleotide messenger RNA. Lineage: Eukaryota; Metazoa; Chordata; Actinopteri; Atheriniformes; Atherinopsidae. The record is from the annotation of a GenBank genome assembly.